Messenger RNA from Capsaspora owczarzaki ATCC 30864, 1346 nucleotides. RefSeq lists its product as hypothetical. Gene Ontology annotation, biological process: tRNA processing. The record is from RefSeq and is a predicted model, not a curated record. The coding region runs from base 7 to 1305 and encodes 432 amino acids. Lineage: Eukaryota; Filasterea; Ministeriida; Capsasporidae. Gene Ontology annotation, molecular function: flavin adenine dinucleotide binding; tRNA dihydrouridine synthase activity. The transcript has 10 exons.
AUUCAAAUGGGCGAUCGCGACCGAGAAGUGCUCAGUGACGACGCGCCGCUGGUCGAGCACCCCGUGGCUCGCCGGCUUCCCGGUCGACGGAAAGCGGGCGCGGCUUCCGUGUCUGUCGACCAGCAGCAAGUGCAGUCGCGUGUAUCGGGCAAGGGCGACGCUGACGCAGAGAGUCGGGCCGGUGAUGAUUCGGCCUUCCCGGAUUACCUCACUCCGCUGGAGCUCUUUGCACGAGCCCGCGAGACCAAGCAGCCCGUCCGCAUCUGCGCACCAAUGGUGCGAUACUCAAAACUUGGCUUUCGAGAAUUAGUGCGCGCGUUUGGAUGCGAUCUGGCUUAUACCCCAAUGACGGUCGCCGAAAACUUUAUCUUGUCCAAACGAGGCCGAGACAAUGAUUUCUCGACCAACGAGUACGACCAUCCUGUUAUUGUUCAAUUUGCUGCCAAGCACACAGAAAUGCUAUGUACAGCCGCCGAGAUGGUGGCUCCCUAUGUCGAUGGGAUUGACAUCAACUGCGGAUGUCCGCAAAGAUGGGCAAUGAGUGAAGGCUACGGCUCGGCAUUGCUGCGCAAGCCCCAGUUGAUUUACGAUAUGGUACGAGCCGCGAAGAGUCGGAUUACAAUUCCUGUCUCUGUCAAAAUCCGAAUCAACCUGGACUUCAAGAAAACCAUUGAGCUGGCACAAACCGCUGAGCGAGCAGGGGCGGAUUGGAUUGCUGUGCACGGUCGAACCCCGUCGAUGCGACACGAGCCUGUCAUUCUAGAAGGCAUCAAAGCGGUCAAGGAUAAUGUUAGCAUCCCUGUUGUGGCGAACGGCGAUAUAAAUUCAAUGCUGGAUGUUAAUGCUGUGGCUGCCGCGACUGGAGUUGACGGUGUCAUGUCGGCUCGUGGACUGUUGGCCAACCCAGCUCUCUUUGGGGGCUACGCAUUUGCGCCUGCUUCUUGCCUGGACAAGUGGAUUCAGAUUGCGUUGUCAAGCCGAAUUCCAUAUUCGCUGUUCCACACUCACGUCAUGAAUAUGGACGACCCUCGAGUCUUGAGCAAAGAAGCCCGAGCUCGUUUCUUUGCCACGCAAUCGUAUGACGAUGGCAUUGCCGAACUCAAACGGGAGCAUCCUUCCAUCCAGGCUCAUUUGGCACCCCUCCAACCGGAGAGACAUUGCGAGAAGGUGAUUGAUGCGGGCGAUGAACCCAACAAGAAGGCACGCCGAGCUGCCAUUCUUGGGCUUCCUCUCGAGCCAGAGCUUCCAGCCAAUCCGUCUGCAGAUGCUGACGACAGUUCCGAUGUUGCGCUGAUCCCAUGGUGACGGAGUGUGAAUGGAAAGUUGUGAAUGGACAUUUUUGGGAU